Zophobas morio is the source of this 1009-nucleotide messenger RNA. RefSeq names its product glutathione S-transferase 1-like. The transcript is spliced from 3 exons. Gene Ontology annotation, molecular function: glutathione transferase activity. The record is from RefSeq and is a predicted model, not a curated record. Gene Ontology annotation, biological process: glutathione metabolic process. Lineage: Eukaryota; Metazoa; Arthropoda; Insecta; Coleoptera; Tenebrionidae. Bases 322 to 975 code for a protein of 217 amino acids.
UGGGGACAGAAUACAAUCGACCUUGCGCAUUCUAACCAUCUUCUGAGCUGAAAACCACGUCAACGUUUCGGCCAUCGACAUUAAAAGCAGUACCGCAGUACCUGCAUCCACUUACUGUACAUUGCACUCCAACCCAGCAACUUCUUUCCCUGCUGUUAGCACCAAUCAGUUAGCAACAUCCACAUUUACAUUUAAUUAAAGUGAAUCACAUCGCCAAGGUCAUCCACACCACAGCUGCACUAACUGGGUUACUGUGACAACAACUUUUAUCAAGUACCAUAUAACAUCAAGCUCUCGCUGCAUUCGUACUAAUCGUUCACGAUGGCACCGACUCUCUACAUGAUCCACCCCAGCCCUCCGGUACGGACAGUACUGAUGACGGCCAAGGCCAUCGACUUGACCCUCAACGAAAAGGAAAUCGACUUCUUCGGGGAAGAGUACCUGACACCGGAAUACCUAAAGAUGAAUCCUCAGCACACUGUUCCAACUCUGGACGACGACGGCUUCACCAUCUGGGACAGCCACGCCAUAAGCACCUACCUGGUGUCCAAAUACGCCAAAGACGACUCACUCUACCCCAAGGAUUUGCAAAAACGGGCCGUAGUGGAUCAAAGGUUGCACUUUGAGUCCGGGAUCAUCUUCUCCCGGCUAUUACGAAUAACCAGACCCAUUCUCUUCCACGGCAGGCCAACCAUAUUCCCGGAGGAUAGAGACAACAUGAUCGACGGUUAUGCUCAGUUUGAGGCCAUCCUGGAAGGGAAGACCUUCGCAGCUGGUGACUAUGUCUCAGUGGCCGAUUACAGCCUCCUUUCUUCCAUUGGGAGCAUCGCGACUUUGGUGCCCAUCGACCCCGAGAAGUUCCCUAGAGUGACGGCGUGGCUCCAGAGAGUCCAGGCUCGUCCCGAAUGUGCCGUCAACAAGCGAGGACAAGACGAGUUCGCUGUUCUGUUCAAGAGCAAAUUAUCAAAAGAGUGAUGUAGUGUUCUCUAAUAAAGAGCAUCUUGUUUUA